UUUUUCCCUUCUGACAUUCCCUUCCCUCAAAUCACAAACAUAAGAGAUAAACUUAGGUAUUAACCAAACCUGAUGGCUACCACCACCACCGCGGUUGAGCUUCAACCGGCUGCGGACAGGAACGUCACAAGAACCACCGCAGCAGCAGCGAACAGCAGUAGUACUACCUACUUGACAGGAGACCAUCAUGACGAUGUGAUGCAAGCAUCGCUUGUGGCGGACUCGGAGGUGCCUGACGGCGGGUACGGAUGGGUUGUCGUCUGUGCAUCUGCAGUCCUCUGCUUCUGGUUUGUGGGCAUGAACUACUGCUGGGGUGUCUUCCAGGCGGUGCUUGUCCAGGAGGGAGUUUCCUCUGCCUCCACGUUGGCGUUUGUCGGCUCGCUUACCACCGCCUGCAUCUCCUUUAUGGCCAUGCUCAAUGCACGAAUCUUUCGCAAACUGGGCCCCAGGCGGAGCGGAUUACUGGGGAUCUGCCUGUUCAGCCUGGGCCAGAUUCUGGCGUCGUUCACCACAGAUAAUGUCGCUGGCUUGCUCGUCACUGUUGGGUUGAUAAUGGGGAUUGGAGGCAGUCUCUUGUUUAUGGUCAGUUCAGUGACGCCCACCCAGUAUUUCAAGGCGAAGCGAGGCAUCGCCAAUGGGAUUGUCUUCGCUGGCGGUGGCCUUGGAGGAGCCGUGAUCAGCUUUGCGGCGAAUGGCCUGUUGCAGGCUGUUGGCAUUGCAUGGACAUUUCGGACGCUGGGACUCAUAACGCUGGCGACAGGCUUGCCUGCAGCGUAUCUGAUCCAGGCGCGCGCUCCAAUUCUCCCGACUUCCUUUGUCGAAUGGCGUCUGUUUCGCGACUACCGGUUUGUGCUGAUCUUCGUGGGAGGCGGCCUCGCAACGUUCCCCCUCUUCGUGCCCCCGUUCUUCCUGCCCCUGUAUGCGGAGUCUCUGCAGAUGACCUCUACCGCGGGCGCAGGGCUGGUCGCUGCUUUUAAUUUCUCCUCGGCCAUCGGACGUCUGCUUUGCGGCUUCAGCUCAGACAAGAUUGGGCCCCUGAACACCGUCUUCUCAUCUCUGAUGUUGAGCGCUCUGAGUGCGUUGGCGUUGUGGCCUGUCUCCAACUCCUUGGGACCGCUCACCGUCUUCGUCAUCAUUAACGGCAUGGCAAAUGGUGGCUUCUUUGCUACCAUGCCGACGGUCGUGGGUAAUGUCUUUGGCUCCGCUCGAGUGUCCGUUGCCAUGGGCAUGGUGGUGACAGGUUGGGGCGGCGGUUAUCUUCUGGGAGCCCCUAUUGCCGGAUACUUGCUGAGUGCCAGUGGAGGCGAGAAGGCAGGCGUUGAUGCUUUCCACCCUGCAAUUUAUUAUGCCGGAUCGAUGGCGCUUUGCUCAGCAGGCUUGAUGUUACUGGCACGUCUCGGGAUUGAUCGGAGAGUAAUGCGAAAGAUCUAGAUAUAGUAGCCAACAUAGCAGAGAGCUCUAGACAACAAAAGGUCUAGAGUAAGAAGGGGAUAGAAAGGCACACAUAUAUAAAAAUCUUAUUCUAGACCAUGUAUGUAUAUUCGAGAUAACAUAUUCCAUUACGGCUAUUUAU
Molecule: messenger RNA, 1573 nt
Organism: Penicilliopsis zonata CBS 506.65
Lineage: Eukaryota; Fungi; Ascomycota; Eurotiomycetes; Eurotiales; Aspergillaceae
Exons: 3
Coding region: 73-1431 (452 amino acids)
Biological process (GO): transmembrane transport
Cellular component (GO): fungal-type vacuole membrane
Molecular function (GO): transmembrane transporter activity
Source: RefSeq, a predicted model, not a curated record